AUGAACAUCGUACUGCCUUUCGCCCCCGCAAAUCGGAAGGUUCCAGUCAUGGUAUAUGUGCAUGGAGGCUCACUGAUGUACGGAGGCGCCAAUUUUUCCAUCUUUGAUGCGGUGAACUUGGUUUCCCAGAGUGUCGAGAUGAAGAUGCCCAUUAUCUGUGUCAACUUCAACUAUCGAGUUGGCCUUGGGGGUUUUGUAGCCAACGAGGCCCUCAGCGUGAACUUCAGGACGACGGAUUCUAGGGUUUGCAUGUCUGGAUUAUCUGUGUCCAUCCCUCCUUGGAUUAUGGAGCAGCAUGAGAAACAGUUCCAGGCAGUUUCUCAAUACUUCCAGAUCGACCUGUCGGCAUCAGGUGCCCUGAAUUGUCUUCGCCGCAGCCCCCGGCAGGAACUCGCCAAUGCGACGUCCGGAUUCCAAGGAGUGCUUUCUGGAACAGGCAAUCCUUGCCGGGAUGUAUUCAAGAUUCCCAAUUAUGCGACUGCACGAGCAAGCAGACGCCUCGGGGAGCCGCGGAGGGGGGCGGGGGCGCUCUUUCUGUAUCACUUCGACCAGCGCUCCCGCCUCAAAAAUGCGCUCCAGGAAACUGCUUACCAUGCGCAUGAGCUGUUGUAUCUGUUCAUUAAUCUUACAAAGGAGAUGAAUUCCGAAGAAAAAGCCAUGGCUAAUGACUUCGCCGCCGCAUGGAUUCGAUUCACCAAUGGGCAAAAGCCAUGGGUAGCAGCCGAUGAAGCGUGGAAGAUCUGGGAGCAGAAUAGCGCCCAAGCCACCGGGAACGAAGAGGAGGAUGAGCAAGUGCGAUCGUACACGCGAGUGCAGCGAUUUCUUGCCAUGGGCGAAGGGAGGACUUGGAUGAAAUGGCUCGAUGGGGUGGACGCGUUAGUGAACGAGCGGAUGAAUUUGGGCAAGACAGAGCGCGUUUCUGGAAGCAUAUGA
Messenger RNA from Aspergillus clavatus NRRL 1, 933 nucleotides. RefSeq lists its product as uncharacterized. Lineage: Eukaryota; Fungi; Ascomycota; Eurotiomycetes; Eurotiales; Aspergillaceae. The transcript has 3 exons. The record is from RefSeq and is a predicted model, not a curated record. The coding region runs from base 1 to 933 and encodes 310 amino acids.